This is a messenger RNA of Oncorhynchus kisutch (coho salmon), 2217 nucleotides long. RefSeq names its product microtubule-associated protein 6. Gene Ontology annotation, biological process: microtubule cytoskeleton organization; regulation of microtubule cytoskeleton organization; cytoskeleton-dependent intracellular transport. The record is from RefSeq and is a predicted model, not a curated record. Gene Ontology annotation, cellular component: microtubule; cis-Golgi network; Golgi-associated vesicle. Lineage: Eukaryota; Metazoa; Chordata; Actinopteri; Salmoniformes; Salmonidae. The transcript is spliced from 5 exons. Gene Ontology annotation, molecular function: calmodulin binding; microtubule binding. The coding region runs from base 388 to 1812 and encodes 474 amino acids.
CGUGAUGAUGAAGAUGCCAGGUGAUAUUUCUCUGCUUCAAUUCUGAACAUCCAUCCUGUCAUGGGGGGAUGCUAGCGCGUGGGCGGGGCAGACUUCCCUUGCAGUGUCCUGUCGUAGUGCAAUGUGCAUGACGGGGCAGAGCUGAGAGCAGCGCAAAAGGAAAACAUCCGAGACAGUCAUCUUUAUAUUUGGAUCAUGGAUUUAUCAUUCGUCUAUUAUCGCUAAACAUCGGAGAUUGCACCAUUCAAUAACUCGGACAUUUUGUUCCUCUUUAGCAGGAUACCGGGGCCCAUCAAGAGCCGAGGAGAGACAGUAAUUUUCCCUGCUCGGAUCCGUGGCAUUUGAAGAAUUGUAUCGCGCGCAGGAGCUGAGUUUAUAACCGACAUCAUGGCGUGGCCCUGCAUCACCAGGGCGUGCUGUAUGGCCCGCUUCUGGAACCAGUUGGACAAGGGGGACAUUUCUGUUCCAUUGGUUUUCACCAGGUACGAUGUUUCGGAGAUGCAGCAUCUUAAACUGCAGCACCAACAAAAACAGCCGCAUAACCAGGCACAAACGAGCGCAGUCGCCAUAGAAACGCAACCCAUUCACAGCGACCAGGCGGUAGCAGCUCGUGCGAACCCCGGUAUCGCUGCGUCUGGGGAGCGCGCGUGUGGUUCUGUAAUGCGGCAAGACUUUAAGCACUGGAAAGUGCGUCCUGAGCCAUCUUGUAAACCUAAGAAUGAAUAUCACACUCCCGAGAUCCCUUUUAAUAACAAGACACAAUAUCAGAAGGAUUUCCAGCCGUGGCCCAUUCCAAAAAGGAGUGACCAUCCUUGGAUUCCCAGACCCAAUCCAUCCAUCUCCAUCGGCGAUGAUCGCGUCCAGGAUAGGUCCAAACAAGCGGAGGUUGACAUCGGUGUAGAGAAAUGCGAAAUUGCUGACAAAUUGCACGAAAAGGAAAUCCUGGGAGGGAGUAAAAAGAAUCUACCUGCAGAGAAGGAGGGUGAAAAGAAAGUUAACAUCAAAGUGGAGCGAGAAGACGCGGCAGGGGCCAGAGGCAGGGCGGCACUAGAUGCGCUAAACAGGCAGUUAAAACAGGAAGUUACUGGUGGCAGCUCAUACAAGACGGAGUUCAAAGCCCACAGGGAUGUGAAGCCAGUGAAGCUGAUCCGAGCCAAGUCCCAGUACCUUCCCCCUGAUGAGAAGACCAGCCUGGAGACCAGCUAUAGCGCCACCUACAGGGGAGAGCAGGGCAAACAGCAGCCCAACGACAACAAGGCUGUGGACAGGAGGAGGAUACGCAGCCUGUACAAUGAGCCCUACAAAGGGCUACAAGAGACCAAGGUUGAGAGGUCUAACAGUGCUCCCCGAUCCAAACCCAAAAAGGUGGGCACCACGGUAGCUAGUCAGGGCAGCAAACCUGUCAAGAAGGCCAAAGAGCAGAAGCAGUUGGGCAGCACAGCACUGCGGGGCACCAAGAAGACGACCUCUGAGAACCAGCCCACUGAGUCCAGGCCUGCGGUGGGGGACAAGGAGAAAAGUAAAGAGAUGAACAACAAACUGGCUGAGGCAAAAGAGGUUGUGCUAAAACAGUACCACUACAUACAGCUCUGUCAGCCAAUCCGUGAUACAGGCUGGGUGCAGACGCUAAAGCAACACCUGUGGGGCUGUACACUACCCAUUCCAAGAGAGCUUAAUGACGAGGUUCUCCGACCCGGUGAUCAUCAUUCCCAGGGUGCCGUUGGAGGAGAACCAGAACCACUGGAGGAAAGACCCGAACCACGGAGGAGCGGCGGAGUUGUGCACUUUGCCCCAGAUGUAAAGUAUGAGUAGAUCCACUAGAUCUGUACUGUAGGGACAUACUGUACUGUAGGCCUAUGGUAUACAGGGAGGGACUGCUGUCCUGUUCUGUACUGUACAUAUCUAGUAUUUUCAACUCAGUUAUAUUGGGAAAAGAGAAAUACCCCAUUAACAACUCCUCUGCGUGAGGAGGCUAACCAAAAUAGGAUGCACGUAGCGUGUUUGAAACAGCUUUAGGGCAGUGCGGUCAUAGCUGUUUGAGCAAAUGCAAAUGCAAAAGGUGCUGUAAGUUUAAUUUCCGUUUCAUGCUUUUGUUUUAAGAGAAUGUUUUAAUUUGGUAAUGAUGUUAGAAAUGCCAAACCAUAAAGUGCUUAUUGAAAGAAAAAAAAGGACUGUAUAUUGAUCAAUUCAAAGGCAAAUAAAUAUAGAUAACUUGCU